UCUGCAGCACAUACUGUAGAUUUGCAGAUUGUACUCUGUUCUGUACUCUAAAACAGCUUCUGUGAUUAAUUUGACCAUUGUGUUUUUUUAAAUGUCUUCUUUGAAUGGAUCUUCAUCUAACAACACUCAGAGACUGAUGGAUCAAUAUGUACCAUUGAAGACAUUUUUGCUUGUGACACCAUGUGUUAUUUUCCUCUAUGUCAACGGAGUCAUGAUCUUCACUUUGAGGAAAAAGACUGUUUUCCAGCAGACGUCUCGCUAUAUUCUGUUUGGUCAGAUGCUUUGGGUCGAUACUCUCAGUCUCCUUAUGAGUGUGUUGUUGUAUUUAUGUGCUAUCAGUAGGAUUUUAAUUAUGAAGAAUGUUUGUCUUUUUCUUCUCAUUGCUGCAACAUAUCUCUAUCACAUCUCUAUUUUAAAUCUGUCAUUAAUGUCACUGGAGAGAUAUGUGGCCAUCUGUUUUCCUCUCAGACAUGCAGAAUUCACCAGUUCUGAAAGAACUCACAUAGCUAUUGGUGUUAUUUGUAUUUUAGGUAUGAUUAAGUCUCUGUCUGAGAUUAUUAUUUUUUAUUGCAUUGAUACUACAAACAUAGAAAUGAGUUUGUUCUGUUCAAGAACUACUCUUUUUAGGCUGCAGAUCUACAAUAAACUCGAUAUAGCUUUCACAAGCAUGUUUUUUACUUUAGUAAGUUUUGUUAUAAUCUUUACUUAUGCCUCUAUAGCAGCUGUGGCUAAAACAGCUGCCUGUGAUAAAAUGUCAGCCAAAAAAGCCAAUAAGACUGUUCUUCUGCAUCUAAUACAGCUGGGUCUUUGUGCGUUAUCCAUCUUAGCUGGAGUUAUCCAAGAAGUUAUUUAUGUUAAUACUGACUUAAUGACAGCAUUACAUGCUAUAUAUGUUUGCUUUUUAGUGCUUAUAAUGUUUCCCAAAUUUCUAAGUCCUCUUAUAUAUGGUACGAGAGACCAGACUUUCAGUUGUAUAUUUAUACAUUACUUUACAUUUGGUAAAGGUGGUACAGUUAAACCAGUUAUCAUAGAGCAAUGCUUAGUAGCAAUCAUUUAAAAAUAGCUCUUAGUAUGAAAUUUAAUUUAUUUAUACUGAAUAUGUGUACAUGAAGAUAAAACGUUAGACAAAACUAUUGGUAACAAGUAAUUAAUAAUUUGUUGUGAAAAUAUUCUGAAUUUGAAGUGCACUAAAAAAAAUGACCUGAUGCAAAAGAAAAAACAGUCAGUUAGCUGAUAUGGAAAACUGUUUUUUUUUUUUUUUUUUUGUUGGUAUGAUAUAUUUUUAACACUGACCAUGCAACAUUUAAAAAUCAUGUUUUAUAUUUGAAAAAAUUUUUGUACUUUGUGUUUUGGACAAAAUCUUUUUGCAACCUUGCUUUUGAUCUACUCCUUUUUGAAAACAAUAGAGUAAAUUACUUUUUUAAUUUAGAGCCUUUUUUUCUGUUUUUUGUGUAAUGCAUAUGCUUUCUUGAACCAAAUGUAUUUAUGUAAUUCAACUGCAUGCUGCAUUUUUCUUAUUGAUCUAACUUUUUAAAAAUAAUAAAAGUUAAUAAAGUUUUCAGUGGUUUUAGGGGUAAUGUUUCGAUUUUACCUAUUGUAGGAAUGGGAUUUAUCUACUAGACAUACACUGACCAAUUCAAAAAUACCCAUUUUAGCCAGUCCCUGAUCUUUAUCAGCAUCUGUAUGAGUCUUUUUUGUGAAAAGACAUGUUUUCCAAUAAAAUAAAUGCAUAUCAUAAUUUACAUUCUUCUACUAUAGUAACCUGUGAUGGGUUAUUCAAUAAACAUGCACAAAGAUUUUUACUCAUCAUAAAAA
Molecule: messenger RNA, 1815 nt
Organism: Danio rerio (zebrafish)
Lineage: Eukaryota; Metazoa; Chordata; Actinopteri; Cypriniformes; Danionidae
Source: RefSeq, a predicted model, not a curated record